GCAAGGGCUUGCACCAGCAACCAUUUUCCGAAGUGGGGAACGUCAAACGUGUUUGUCAAUCAAAAGAGUUGAAACUUCUCUCGUCAUUAUAUACUCCCAACAUUUCCUCCUCUUAAUUAAUCUCCACACAAAUCAUAAAGCUCUGACCUUUCAAUAUAUACCUUCCCCACUCCCCAGACUUGUUCAGCCCAAGGUUAUGGACCCAGAGGCUGUAAUAAGCACUUUCGAUUCUUUCUGGUUCAAUCUCCAAAUCCUCAAGAAACGAUCAAACCCACCAUCUUCCUCGAGCUUUGAAAACACCCCAGACAGCAAAAUUCCUCAAAACGUUUCAGCAUCAAAGAAAUUCUCAAGCUUAUUGGCAGUUGAAACCAGGUCAAAAGGUGAACUUUUGCGUUCAAAUACCGGGUACAACUCCGACUCCUUUUCCCCUGUUUCAGUCCUCCCGCCGGAGUCUCCUUUCCGAACAACUCCGGAAGUGAAGAGGGGAAACAGAGCAAGAAGAACAGGGAGGAGAAAGGGGGAGAGUGGGUGGGGUAGCAAGAGCUUGUCGGAGCUGGAAUUUAAGGAGCUGACAGGGUUUAUGGACCUUGGGUUUGAAUUCUCAGAAGAAGAUGUAAAUUCAAGUCUGGUUGAGAUCAUUCCUGGGUUGCAGAAGCUGGGCAAGAAAGAAGAGGAGAAAGAAGCUUCUGAGAAGAAUCAGAAUAAGUCUGCUAAAGCCCGGCCUUAUCUCUCUGAAGCUUGGGAGGUUAUGGGGGAAGAAAAGAAGGAGAAGAAGGGAUUGAUGUACUGGAGAAUCCCAUCACUGAGCAAUGAGGUGGUCGUCAAAGAUAGUCUGAAAUUCUGGGCUCAUUCUGUGGCAGCAGCUGUUAGAUGAUGAUAACUUUGUACGAUGAUAAUUAAUGUCAGUUUUUGAUUCAAUCAUUUCUGUUACAUGUUAGGAUUAUGAUGAUUUUUGUUUUCGUGUGUUUUUGGUCAUCGAAUAUGUAAAAACAGAAUCAGGGACACAUGUGCGGUUUUAGCUGUUGUAUUCCACUUUUUCCAUCGAGUCAGAAUAGUCUCUAGUCUAGAAUAAAAGAAUUUCCGAUAUACACAUGAUAAAAAGAGAGAAUUCAUAUGAUGUUUUGAAGUGUAAUGCUCGAAAGACAUUAUGAGAGUGUGUCUUAAUACCACCAUGUCUCUCCCUAAGUCCCACAGUAUUGCUUGAAAGGAGAUAAAAUACUACUCCCUCAGUCCCAUCUUAUAAGAUAUUUUUCCUAUGCACUUAGUCAACACAAAUUAUUCUUAAUCUUUUAUUUUAUAUAUCAAAAUUAUAUGAUAUUUGAAUUACUUUUUG
Cuscuta epithymum is the source of this 1333-nucleotide messenger RNA. The record is from the annotation of a GenBank genome assembly. NCBI's taxonomy places the organism in Eukaryota, Viridiplantae, Streptophyta, Magnoliopsida, Solanales, Convolvulaceae.